Molecule: messenger RNA, 2082 nt
Organism: Lodderomyces elongisporus
Lineage: Eukaryota; Fungi; Ascomycota; Pichiomycetes; Serinales; Debaryomycetaceae
Gene: ILV2
Product: acetolactate synthase catalytic subunit
Exons: 1
Coding region: 1-2082 (693 amino acids)
Biological process (GO): L-valine biosynthetic process
Cellular component (GO): acetolactate synthase complex; mitochondrion
Molecular function (GO): flavin adenine dinucleotide binding; thiamine pyrophosphate binding; magnesium ion binding
Source: RefSeq, a predicted model, not a curated record
AUGAAAAAACAACUUUACCAAGUCGCCAAAUCACAAACUAGAACAUUCACAAAGGUAAACCAACAAAAUGCCUCUUCGGCAGCUAGUUCAGCUUCGGCAACUAGACCAACACCUUCACCUGCUUUCAAUACUGCUGAUGUCGAUUCACCACUGAAACAAACUCCACCAAUCACUUCAUUGCACAACACUCCUCUUGCACAACAACAACAACAACAACAGCAGCAGCAGCGCCAUCGUCGUGGUGGACUUGGCGGCCAAAAAGAUGUUGUGAUGGAUGACUCAUUUAUUGGUUUGACCGGUGGUGAAAUCUUCCAUGAAAUGAUGCUUAGACACAAUGUAGACACUGUGUUUGGAUAUGCAGGUGGAGCCAUUUUGCCAGUGUUUGACGCUAUCUACAACUCGGAAAAAUUUAAAUUUGUUUUGCCCAGACACGAACAAGGUGCCGGCCACAUGGCUGAAGGUUAUGCCAGAGCCAGCGGUAAGCCAGGUGUUGUCUUGGUUACUUCGGGCCCUGGUGCCACAAAUGUCAUCACUCCAAUGGCGGACGCAUUAAUGGAUGGUGUUCCAUUGGUUGUGUUUACCGGUCAAGUGCCCACUACCGCUAUUGGUACCGAUGCUUUCCAAGAAGCUGAUGUCAUUGGUAUCUCAAGGUCUUGUUCAAAGUGGAAUGUUAUGGUGAAGAAUGUUGCUGAAUUGCCAAGGCGUAUUAACGAAGCAUUUGAGAUUGCCACCUCUGGUAGACCAGGUCCCGUUUUGGUUGAUUUACCAAAGGAUGUCACAGCAUCAAUCUUGAGAGAAUCCAUCCCAAUCAAGACUACAUUACCAUCCAAUGCAUUGAGUAUGAUUACAAAGAAAGCCGUAAAUGAGUUCACCUCGGAAGCAAUCAAGAGAUCAGCAAACAUCUUGAACAAGGCCAAAAAGCCAAUCAUUUACUGCGGUGCUGGUAUUCUCAACCACGAAGAUGGACCCAAGUUAUUGAAGGAGUUGGCUGACAAGGCCAACAUUCCAGUUACCACCACAUUACAGGCAUUGGGUGCAUUUGACCAAAGAGAUUCCAAAUCAUUGGAUAUGUUGGGUAUGCAUGGAAGUGCUGCAGCCAACACAGCAAUACAAAAUGCUGACUGUAUCAUUGCUCUUGGUGCUAGAUUUGACGAUCGUGUUACUGGUAACAUUGCCAAAUUUGCUCCAGAAGCUAAAUUGGCAGCCAGCGAGAACCGUGGUGGUAUCUUGCAUUUUGAAAUCUCGCCAAAGAACAUCAACAAAGUUGUUGAGGCAACCGAGGCUAUUGAAGGUGAUGUCACUGCAAACUUGAAGAAAUUUAUUCCUCUCGUAAACUCCAUUAGCGACAGACCAGAAUGGUUUGCUCAACUUAAUGAAUGGAAAGAGAAAUACCCAUACUCAUACCAAUUGGAAACACCAGAAUCCAAAAUUAAGCCACAAACAUUGAUUAAGGAAAUCUCGGACCAAUCAAUGACAUACAAUAAGGAAGUUAUUGUUACAACCGGUGUUGGACAGCAUCAAAUGUGGGCAGCUCAACAUUUUACAUGGACCAAGCCAAGAACCAUGAUCACAUCAGGUGGUUUGGGAACCAUGGGAUAUGGUCUUCCAGCAGCUAUUGGUGCACAAGUGGCUAAGCCAGAUGCUAUUGUCAUUGACAUUGAUGGAGAUGCCUCAUUCAACAUGACCCUUACUGAACUCUCUUCUGCAGUUCAAGCCGGAGCACCAGUCAAGAUUUGUGUCCUCAAUAAUGAAGAACAAGGUAUGGUGACACAAUGGCAAUCUUUAUUCUACGAACACAGAUACUCGCACACACAUCAAACUAACCCAGACUUUAUGAAAUUGGCCGAGGCUAUGGGCGUCAAGGGUAUCAGAAUCGAGACCCAGGAUCAAUUGAAGUCUGGUGUUAAGGAAUUUUUGGACUGUAAAGAGCCAGUCCUCUUGGAAGUUUACGUUGAAAAGAAAGUGCCAGUCUUGCCAAUGGUGCCAGCUGGUAAAGCAUUGGACGAUUUUAUCCUUUGGGACUCAGAGACUGAAAAACAACAAAAUGCAUUGAGGAAACAAAGAACUGGUGGAUUGUACUAA